AUGAAUUCAUCUAGCAGCGUGGAAGAUAUUAACUUAUCGCUACUAGGCUUUACAGUUCACAGCAAUGUGUCCAUACAGAUACUUGGAAAUGAUAGCCAGGAGCUGAAUGUAGAAGAACUGGAAAAAAUGUUAUUCCUCUUUGACAAAGAACCAAUCACUAUUACCCUCACUGCUAUGUAUGUCCUCUCGUUUGUUGUAGGCAUUAUCGGCAAUGUAAUGUCUAUUAAGGUUCUGACAGGAAAACGAAGUGGAAGGACAUCUAGUUUAAGCGCCACCAGAAGCCUGCUUAUCAAUCUGGCUAUAUGUGACCUAAUGGUGGUUUGUAUCUGUAUGCCCAUUACAGUUGGCAACUUGAUAUAUAAAGUAUGGGUAUAUGGAGAUUUUCUGUGCAGAGCAGUGCCUUUUAUCCAAGCUGUGUCUGUAUCUGCCAGUGUGCUUAGCCUAACAGUUAUUAGUGUGAACAGGUACUAUAAUGUACAUAACCCUCUUAAUGCCAGGUCCUUCUUCACCCAAAAGAAAAUAUUAUGUACCAUUGUAGUGGUGUGGGUGGUAUCCUCCAGUAUAUGCAUGCCUCUGAUAUUUAUGAACAAAAGAGAUGAGAUAGCAAUCAUUCCGGGUUUGCCAUUUGUUUUCCCGAUCUGUCUAGAAAUAUGGCCCCAUGUUGAGUUCAAACAGGCAUAUAACUUCCUGUUGUUCUGUUCUUUGUAUUGCCUGCCAGUUCUCUUCAACAUGGUUAUUUGUUUCUUGACUAUACGCAAACUUUGGAGCUCUGCCGGCAAUUUUAAAGAGUGUGACUCAAGAAACCAGUCUUUGCCAGUGUCCAGGCUCAAAGUGAGGAAGAAAAUUGCUAAAAUGGUGGUAUCCUUGGUAUCACUUUUUGCAGUUUCCUGGUUACCGGUUUACAUGCUGGACAUUUGGAUUGAUUUUAACAUUCCCCAGCCAUCUCAAGAUGAUACUCCUUCACCUUGGAUUCUUCAUCUGAGACCAUUUGCUCAAUGGCUUGGACUCACAAACUCCAGUCUCAACCCAAUAUGUUACUGUUUUGUGGGAGACCUGUAUAGAUCAGCCAAGCACAUGAAGAGCAUUUACCACAACAGAAUGAUUUCUCUCUUCAGUUUUUCAUUUUCGGAUGGAUCUCCACCAUCAAUGCCGAGGCUGCUCUCUUACAAAAACUCAGUGAGAUCAUCCAAGAACUCUAAAAACAGUUGUCCUCUAGCAAUGGGGGACACCUGUGAGAACUGCUACCCUGUGAUUAAUGUGUGUGAAGCUACUUCUGUAAAAACCAUACCACGUCAUAAGUUAUGUUAAAGUCAAAAGUGGCAUUAUAUUAAAUGAUGGACUUGGAAAUAUGUAUUUUAAAAAGUCUGAAAGAAAAAUGACCAAUGACACACCACCAUGGAUAUGAUCAUAGUAAAUGAUCAUGCUGAAUACAUUUUAAAACAGAUUGACAGCAUCAAGAACAUUAGAUAUAUUGUUUUUUACAUGCUUUAUUACUUUGAAUGGAGUAUUUCAGUAAAAAUAAUUUCUUAUUGUCAAAACCUUCACCUAUCAAGUGAAUAACCCCAUUAUUUGGUCAGAAAGAGCACACAACAUUCAAGAGCACUGUGCUACAACCAAUGUACAAAUGAUGUGAAUUUAGCCUUUAAUAAAAUAACAGCUGAAACAAAUAUACCUCUUUAUACAAAUGUACCUAAACAAAUGAGAGCAUUGGCUUCAGAAAACAAUGCGACACACUAAAAAGGGAGUGAAAGCGAUAUAGAGGUAGGUGCACAGAAUUUUGGGAUGUCUUCAAUUGCUGGAAAUUCUGCUUAUCAUUCUGUUUGACACUUGGGAAAUGUCAAAACCCUCUGUACCCUAAUAGAGUAGGCUUUAUUGGUGUGUCUAGCUUUUGCACACACGGGAUAGAUACAAUGAUAAUGGGAACAUCUGCUAUCAGGCACUAAGAGCACCAAGCUUUAGGUGGAAUUUCUGCUGCAGGGGAGACCUACUCAUAUGGUGGUGGCCAUGUUAUUUAAAAGUCAAACUUCUGCAAAUGACCCCUGGCAAAGCCCAUAUAAUAGCCAGACCAUUUAUAGUGGUAAGUUGGGGCUCCACAAGGUCAAUCCAGGCCAUUUUGCUACCUGAACUGGUGAAGCCAAGUUAUUUUAACUUUAUCCCAUCAUCCAUUAUUUCCUUGCUACUGUAGAGAGCUGUGCUACACUCUAGCACCAAAAUAACUGAAGUUCAUAUAAAAGCUCUUUGCAUCUCCUGCAGAAGCAUUAUCUAUGCUGAAGUUCUCACCUUGUCUUACGGCAAAAACAACAAUAAUUAUUAUAGAAUGGAGUGCACUCUAAAAAGCAAUAGUAUUUAAAGAAAAGAAUAGAGCAAUGGGUGCUAUCAGAUAAACCAUUUCCUUUUGUCUCAUUUAGGGGAAACCAGUUAAUUUGAAACAAAUGUAAUACAAGGUACGUUUGAACGCCCAAAAAAAGCAAAAUUUCAAGACAGAUGGUAUGUAAAAAUAUUUUCUUGUUGUGAUAUUGGUAUAUAUAGACAUAUACAUAUUAAAAAAGUUGUUUGCAUACCAUCUGGCUUGACGUUUUGCUCUUAUGGCAGAAACACCCCUGGGAUAGGCAACUCAGUUACCAAAAGGGCCUAAAAUAAAUGUUGUCCUUUUUAUUUCCUUUACAGUCUGAGGAAAACAUUUUUUUUUACAAAACUGAUAUAAAGCAGAAGAGAAAGUUCAAUCUUGUAUUAUGGUUUAAUAGGUUGCUUUGAAUGUCAGUAAGAGGGUAUUUUUAUUAACACAAAUCUUUUAUGUCCUGUGCUAGGAGGUGUAUUACACUCACUGACAUUCAUGAGUGCUUUAAUUAUGUUUGCUGAAAUAUACUGCACACAUUCUGUCUCAGUUGAAAGCAUACAUGAUAACGUAAUGUCCAAAUUAAAAGAAUGUGUUAACCGAAAGCAAAGGGAUACUGUCAUGGUAAAAUACAUUUCUUUCUAAAUGAAUCAGUUAAUAGUGCUGCUAAAGCAGAAUU
Xenopus laevis (African clawed frog) is the source of this 3014-nucleotide messenger RNA. Its product is annotated as QRFP-like peptide receptor. The transcript has a single exon. The coding region runs from base 1 to 1308 and encodes 435 amino acids. The record is from RefSeq and is a predicted model, not a curated record. NCBI's taxonomy places the organism in Eukaryota, Metazoa, Chordata, Amphibia, Anura, Pipidae.